UGUCAUUCUCCGUCUUCUCUGUCUGACACCCUGCCUUAACAUUCCCAUCCGGACGCGACAUGUGCCCCCUCUCAUCUACGAAUCUACAACAUUCGUAGUCAGGCGUUCUACAUCGAUUCGGACACGCGAACACGAAGCGCACGCGUCUGCCCAGCGCCAAGACCACGCCAGCUGCUGCUCACCGUCGCUGGUCAUCAGGCGCGAGCACACACAACGACGAGAAACGAGAGCGGGCGCGACACCGAGCGUCGCGCCGAGUUAGCCCCCGCCCCACACCGACGAGGCCGCGAUGGCCAACGACUCGGGCACGUCGGACGGGCGCGACUGGGACACUAUCCUCGCUGCGUUCAACCGCGGCGGGUCGGGGCGGCCUGCCGAGUCUCCAACUGACGCUCCGUGGGGUGCACCAGGUCCAGGUCCUCAGUCGCAGGGGCAAGGACAAGCGCAAGGCCAAGGACAGGCCCCCAGCACCGAUCUUAUCGCGCAACUUACACAGCAACUUCUCCAGCAACAACAGCCUCAGCAAGCAUUCCAGGCCUUCUCGCCCGAGUACAUGGCACUCCUGCAGCAGACCAACACGCAAGCCCUCCAGAUCCAGCAACUCCAGCAACUCUACGGCCACACCCCACCCUCCUUCACCCAGCAGUCUACCCAGCAGCCCUCGCAGGCCAGACAGACGCGCUCGAGAGCGCACUCCCAGAACAACUCGCCUUCGUCACAACCUCGGUCUGCUCGCGGCAGCAUCUCAGGCACCCCGGGUGGAACUCCCUCUGGAACGCCUACUCUGGGAACACCCAUCGCACCCGCCCCACCAACCCUCAGUGGUGCCCCCAGCCUUGCGCCCACCCCGACAGGGCGGCCGCCACCACUUGCCGGACCUAGCACUGGUCCCAGCGUGGGGUCGAGCACAUCCGCACCAACACCCUCGGCCCCCGACGACGUCGAAGAUAAGCGUGUACGCAACACGCUCGCAUCCGCCCGAUUUCGAGCGAAGAAGAAGGCACACGUCGAGAACGUCGAGCGGAAUAUCCGCGCACUCGAGGCGCAGCAUUCUGAGCUCGAAGUACAGGUCGCGGACCUACGCAAAGAGAACGGGUUGCUCAAGGAGAUGGUCCAGCUGAAGUAUGGGGGAGUGAAGAACGGGUAGGCUUCUUCUCCGGCGCAGAGAGGCUUACAUAGAGACGGCGGAGGUGAGGAGUGAGAGAGGAGAGAGCAGGUGGCUGUAGAGCUUGGCCACAGGUGAUGUACCUUGUUUGUGAAUCGCAGGCGGCUGUGAGGACGUGCAAACUCCAAGGCGACAGGGGCGAGUUCGGGAUAGCCUCCUCGAUGAGGAUACUUGGGUGUUCGGGUACAACCCCGCGAGGUGUUGUUAACUCGUAGAUCGGAGAGCAGCCUCUUGAUAUCGUCUCCGGCCGAGUAUAUAAUCAAUCAUUAUUCGUUCUCCCUAAUCUUGGAGGACCCAUCCUUUGUAAGCGGAUGAGCUGGGCGGGUGCACAACCACUCUGCCUGGGUACACACCC
Molecule: messenger RNA, 1520 nt
Organism: Cutaneotrichosporon oleaginosum
Lineage: Eukaryota; Fungi; Basidiomycota; Tremellomycetes; Trichosporonales; Trichosporonaceae
Biological process (GO): regulation of transcription by RNA polymerase II
Cellular component (GO): nucleus
Molecular function (GO): RNA polymerase II transcription regulatory region sequence-specific DNA binding; DNA-binding transcription activator activity, RNA polymerase II-specific
Source: RefSeq, a predicted model, not a curated record